AUGGCAGAAAAGGAGCAGCAACAAGCGUAUCCCCUGGCCCCUGCCAAUGGCUACGCCCGAAGCGAUGCCGAGGCGGGCAUGGCCGAUUCCGAAGAGCUCCGCCGCCAAAAGCGCAAGAAAUUGUUGCUAUAUAUUGCAGCUUUCGUCGUCUUCCAAACAGCCAUCAUAGUGUUGUUUUCGCUAACCGUGAUGAAAGUCAAAACUCCCAAAUUCAGGGUUCGCUCUGCCACGUUCGGCACUUUUGAUGUUCAACCAACCAACCCUUCAUUCGCCUUGAAUGUGAACGCUCAAUUCGGGGUCAAGAACACCAAUUUCGGCCCGUACAAAUACGAUAGCAACACGGUUUACUUCUACUACAAUGAUAUUCAAGUUGGGAGUGCAGUUAUCCCCAAGUCAAAAGCAAAUUUCCUGUCUACCAAGAAAAUCAACGUUGCAGUGGAUCUCACAUCAGCUAAUAUAUCGACCAAUACUAGUUUGGCAAGUGAUUUAAAUUCGGGAACUUUGCCAUUGACCAGCAGAUCCAGAUUGAGUGGAAAGGUGGAGCUAAUGUUAAUUUUCAAGAAGAAGAAAUCCGUCGAUAUGAAUUGCACCAUGGAUGUCAAUAUAUCAACCAGAGAACUCCAGAAUGUGAAGUGCAAGUGA
Molecule: messenger RNA, 642 nt
Organism: Rhododendron vialii
Lineage: Eukaryota; Viridiplantae; Streptophyta; Magnoliopsida; Ericales; Ericaceae
Product: late embryogenesis abundant protein At1g64065-like
Exons: 1
Coding region: 1-642 (213 amino acids)
Source: RefSeq, a predicted model, not a curated record